UAUCACAAAAGAGAAACAGCCUGGAAUUUGACGCAUUAGUUUCUGAAAUAAAGACUAAUUUGUUAACCCCCAAACCAAAAUAUGGACUGAAUUCCUCCUGCACAAGAUGUCUCUCUCGUUCCUAAGGAUAAAGAUGAUAGUUCUCCUCCUCAACCUGUGAAGAAAGUAGUGAAGUGAUCAAAACUAAAAUAAAAUUCAGAAAGAGUUUUACAAGAAGCAGAUGAAUUAUGUAGAAAAUAAGUACUCCAAGAUUUAUCAGAAGUUGAUUCACAAAGAGAAGCAGCUGGAGCACAUUCACCUGAAGGCUAAACCCCAUCUUAAAGCCAAUAAGUCUUUAAGAGAUAUUACCCAAUCUGAUUUAUCAUACCCAAACAAGAGCAGGAUCUCAAAAUAAUUCUAAGGUUCACGAGCGAUUAUACAAUGAAAACAGUGAGAGAAAAGUUAGAAAAAAUAUCCUAAAUAAUUUAUAUCAAAGUAUACAACAGAAAAGCCUAAUUUAUUCAAGAAGAGGGUCUAAUGUCUCUGGGAAGGAUGAACUCCAUUGAAAGUUAAAGACAUCAAGAGUUUCAUCUAUCAAAAUGGGGUCAGAAUCACCUGGUAUCAGAUGUAUUAAGACGAAUAAAAAUAAAAAUAGUAGGAAGAUUAAAUUUGAUGGCUCUAUAAAUCAUCCAAAUUUGAGCAAAAGUCGUUGAAAUAGCAAAAUAACUCUCAAGACAAGUCAGAGACUAUAUGAGGAUGCAAUCUCCCGAAAAUAAAUCAAAAGAGAGGUUGAAAUUUAAAAUCUCCCCAAAGAAUACUUUUACAACUAAGAAAUCUUCUCAGUAUUUGGUUGGACAGUUCCUAAAAGAUUUCAACGAGGCUUUUACUUCUAAUGAUCGAGAUGAGAAAGGAGAAAUCAGCUUAGAGAAAGCGUAUCAGAUCAUGCAAAUGCUUGGGUUUAUUAGGUCCGUCCAAAAAUAUUCAAACUCUGAAGUUAACUCAGACAGACAAUCUUUUAUGCAUUUUUGAGAAGAAAUGAACCAUAGUGAUGAGACAACUGUGAAGAAAGAAAAGCUAUUACAGUAUACAUUAGCUAUCCAAGGAUAUGACUUUAAGGGAAUUCAAAAGAAUGAAAGUUUACUAAACUUGUAUUCAUUUAUUCAAGGGAUUUCAAAUGUUCCCCAAAAGCAGAGAAACAGAGAUUUAGAUGACAAUUUUAGCAUUUGUGAUCUCCCAGAGGCUCCUUUCAGGGCAGGUGAAUGUCUCUCAAAGAAGGAAAUAAAGAGAAUUCAUCAUAAAUUUCUGAAUCUAGCUAGAAAUCGAUCAGAUUUUAACAAAUUUCAAAGCAGAGAUAAGUAUAAAAGGAGAGAGUCACAUGAUGACCAUCUCAGGGAUAAGCCAGCAAUCAGCAAAAGAUCUGAAGCUUUAGCUGUUAAAAUUAGAGAGCAAUUUGGAGAUGAAGAGAGUAAACUGGUUGAUAUUAGAAACAAGAGCAGUGAGAGAUCAAAAUUCCAAAGCAAAAGAGCAUCAGUAAAUCAUCUUCAAAACUCGAUUUCUCAUGGAGUUAGAAUGAAACCUAAAUAUAAAACAAAAAGACAUUCGAAAGGCUCUAAAAGCCCUCCUCAAGCAGUCGCGAGAAAAGUGAUUUUGAGUGUGGACAUCAACUUCGGGGAGAAUCUGAAAGACCAUAUUCUUGUGCAUAAUGGGGAUAAUAUCCCUCUUCUAAGCAAGAAAUUUGCCCAGAAGCAUCAAUUAUCUACCUCCUUGGAGCAGAAAUUGGUUCAGAUGUUAGAGGACCAACUAGGAUCAGCCUUACACAAUGAUAGUUAACUUUCAGCAUGA
Messenger RNA from Moneuplotes crassus, 1821 nucleotides. The record is from the annotation of a GenBank genome assembly. NCBI's taxonomy places the organism in Eukaryota, Ciliophora, Spirotrichea, Euplotida, Euplotidae.